CAGGAAGGUUGUAGACCCAACCACUCUUCCUGCACUUCUCUCUGGAGCUGCCACCUGUCCUCAAGGAGACAAAGUCAUGGCAGCCAUAAAAUGCACCCCUGAUGAUCCUCAGUCUAGCAGAAGGCAAGAUCUCCAGGAGAUGCUGACAGAAGUGGGGUUGUCUGUUGACUACUGGCUGCCUAAACUUCAGGAAGACCUGGGUGUGACCUGUGCCCAGGCCUUACAACACUUAGAAGAAAAAGACCUCCAGAAGCUGAAGUCCCAGACACAAUACACAUGGGAGAAAAAGGCUCUGGAGAAGCUGCUUGACCUCUCACAGCCAACGACUGUUGCAGAGUUCCAGGAAACUCCAGGGGAGAUGAUGAAGAACAGGCAGAGGCAGGCAGGACAGACACUGCAGGAACUGAGGGCCUUGCAGUCAGAAGGGAAGAACAGACAGGAAGAAGCAGUGAGGAGGAAAGAAGCAGAGCUGAGGCAAGCAAUAGAGAUCCCUGAAGAGUGCUGGCCAGGGCCUGAGGUGCCCCUAAAAGAUGUCACUGAAACAAUGGAGAGACAUCUCAAGAACAUGGAGCAGAAAAUUUCCUACAGUGGAAACCUCUCCAAUAGAGAUCUGGUAAGAUGGGCAUCUGGAGGGCUGGCCCUGCAGGGAAUUUAUAAGACCUGCUACCAAAAGGACCUGGUCUCAAGGAGAGAAGAACUACUCAGAGUUCCCAAGGAAUUCUUCCUCUUUGGAUCUGAACAAGGGAAAAGGAUGGAAGCAAAAGAAUUUACAUCUUCUCAAGAAGAAAUCAUGUUCACCAAAACUGUGGAGAAGCUGGGAUUUGGAGCAACGAUAUCAGCCAAGGAUGGAUGCUGGGAAUUUAGUCUGAAAGGUGGUAGAGAUCAAAGUAAUCAGUCAGACUCUAAGGACAUCAAUGAAUCAUAUUCAGAGCAUUCUUAUUUCUGUUCAGCCAAGUUCAGCUAUGUGCCCCUGGCCUCCUUCCACUUUCGAAUUGAUCAGCUCCAGCUCUCCACUGCUGCUCUCAAGGAACUAAAAAUCAUUGAAGAACAGCUGGAACAUAGUAAUGGACCAGACAGAUUCCUCUUACUGAGGAACAGGACUGAAAACUUCUUCAACAGAUUUGGCUCUCAUGCUAAUCAAGGACCUCUGCACCUUGGGGGAAUAUACUGCUGGAAGGGCAUUGCAGAGGGUUUCCAAAGUGACCAGCUGGAUUGUGUGAAGCAGCAGACAGCAGAGGCGUUGGAGAGUUACAUAAGAGGGAGCUACAGUAGCUUUGGAAUUGAGGUUGGUGGAGGGAUGAUGAAAUCAGACUCACAUUCAGUAAGAUCCUACAAAAAUGCAAGCAAUCAACAGCUCCAAAUCAAAGUCCAAUUAUCUGUGGCCCAGAUAGGUGGACCACCAGAAGCAAAUGGAGUUGCUCAGUGGACAACAGGCCUUCUCAGCAGCAACAAAACCUGGUCUGUCAUUGACCGAGAACUUCAGCUAGUGCCCACUUGGGACAUCAUCCUAUCUAACCACGGAAGCAAUUUUAAGGACCCCUUUCUGGUAGCUAAUUGCCUGGCAGACAACUACUCUGCUCUGACUGGCCUUGCUGCCCACAUCCAGGCUGGAGAGGAGUUGUCUAGCUCCAUAAAGGAGGCAGGAAAUUUCCUCAAUAAUGUGAAAUCUUGGAAGGUCUCUGACCCUGAAGAACAGCUUAAGAACCUGAUGGAUUUCAUGCAAACAUUGGCUCACAAACCAAAAGGAUAUGACAUUUGGAUUAAUAGAUGUCUUGCAGAUUUGGAUCUGCAGAAUUUUCUCAUAAACACUUUCAACUUUUGCAAAAACCCAUCCAUUCAAAAAACUCAGUUUAUUAAAUCUCAGUUCCGCAGCCUCCUAGAACCUCAUAUCUACAAAGUGAAAAACUUUCCUCAGGCACAUUCAAUCAUGCAGUGGAUCUACCAGGAAGACUCAGAGGAACAGCAAGUGAAGAUCACUGAAUUUUCUGAAUUCCUUAAAACUUUGAAAGAAAUCCAAAAAUCUCUCAUAGAAGUAAAUGUCAAGUCUAGGUACUCAGAAACAGUGGAAGAAGCUCACAGAAAGGCCACCUGUGAGGUCACCAGAGCUCUUGGCUCCUUCUUGAACUACCUUGGAGAAGCAGAACAGCCAGACAUGCAGCUGCUGCUACUCUCCAUUGCAGCUGGUGCAGGCUAUCAGCUGGAAAGCAAAGUUUUUCAGCCUCUCCUGGGGUGCUCUGAGAUAAACUUCCUCCUGGAUGAAAUACAAACUGUCCAACACAGAUAUCAGGAGCUCAAAACCAUCUGCACAGGCAGGGCACAGGCAUUCCUAGUGCUCAAAGCUCUGACAACCACAGUUGGAGUCUCAACCAUUUCUCCAGAAGAAAAAACACGACGAUUGGCAUUGACAAGACAGCAUAUGGAGCCUUUAUUGUCUACAAAAUUUGCACAUGUCCUCACAAAAUUUGAAACAGAUCACAAUUGGGAAAAUCUAGAGAAUAAUUUGAGAUUACUCAUUGAUGGGAACUAUGGAGACACCAUCUCUUCUUUGCUGAUGGAUGAGGUGAAACAAUUGCAAAGUCUCCUCAAUAAAAAGAAAGAAACUUAUGAACAACAAAAUGAUGACAAUGAAAAAGGGGUGGUAGAAAAAGAACCUUUCCUACAUUUACUUAAGCGUCUAGGUCUAGAACAUCACUACCCAAAAAGGAUGAGCAGAGCUGACUUCCACCAGAUUUAUAAGACUUCUGUGCACAAUACACAGCCAGGAUCUGAACAGGAACUUCCCUUCUAUUUCCUCCAAAAGCUACUGAUGUUAGAUUGUGGGUUUAGAUAUCUAGUCUUCAAAAAUGCUGAAAAUACAGAAACCCAAGUCUCUGUAGUUCCUUGCAACCAGGAAAAUAAGACUUUUGAUCCAUAUGAAGAGUUGUUUGAUGACAGAGAUGAAGUCACUAAUUCUUCACCCACUGAGUCCCAGCCUGACAUUCACCCAAUGGACAUCCAGAUGGCCAUUUUUCACUGUGCAGAUGAUCUUGCCAGGCAAUAUAUUCUGUCCAAACUUUCCAUUUGUCAAUUUGCACUCCCCCUUGUGGUGCCAAAUCCCAACACUUCUCAGAUGGAAUUUUCUCUCUGGUCUCUCAGACAAAUUAGGAAAAGUUGGCAAGAGUCAAGUAAAUCACCACAGGACAAGAGCUACAGUCACAAGAAUCAGCAGAUGUGCUGUAUCUCUACCCCCAUUGUGUCCUUCAUUAGAGUUGGAAAUGGCCUCUCUGCUUCCAAAUCUCAGAUCAUGAACUCUUUGAUGAGUAAACAUAAACAUGAUGUGUUUUUUCACAGACACUGCAGAGGAAGCAGCAAACACUGUCUCCUGAUGGAGGGAGUGGUGGAGAUCUGCUGGUUCUGUCCUGGGGGCCAAGGUGAGGACAGAUUUGACAAGUGUGUGGCCUUCACCAAUCUUCAUGGAGAUGCCAAGGAACAUAGACAACAACUCAGCUUCCUGCAGGAUGUCUCUUCUCUCAUUGUGAUCCUCAUGUCAGCUUCUGAUGACAAUAAAGAAAACAAGAAUCUUGUCAGACACCUCUGUCAGUCAUCAAAACCUCUGAUCUGUUUGGUUGAUGACAAAGAAAAGGUUAUAGCCAAUAAUCCUGGUAAAAGAAUGAGAAUUGGCAUCAGGAAUAGAAAUGAGGCAGAAUUAACAGAGGAGCUCACAAAUGCCAUCAAACAUUUGCUAGAACUCUCUGGCACUCCUCUCAACUUAGAGGACUGUUCACAGAUGGCUAGAAAACAAGGAUUUCUGAUUGAUGAAGACAAAAAAGAAAUGAGCAAAGCCAAAGAAAAGGCACAGACUAUACUGGACCUCCUGAAGCUAUCAAAGUUAUCUGAGAUAAAAGAAAACUUGCUGCCCCUGCAGGGACAGCUGUGGCACCAUUGGUGUGAGAAGGACAAGGAACUCUAUCAUCUGAGAGAAAAAGGGAAUCGGAGCAUUGAACAACACAAGAGUGAAAUUGAGAUAGAAAAGCAAAAAAUACGAUGCCAGCAGUUUAAAAAGGCGUAUCCUCUCAAUCCUUUAAUGUGCUCUGUUCUACAAAUUCUCCAAGAAGAUUUAGAAAUUUACCCCAAACUCUAUUUCUUACACUGGUUAAAUGUGGUUUUAGAAAAUCUAACCUCAGGACACUUGGAGAAUUUGUAUGUGGAGCAACAAUCUUUGUGGUCAGUGGUACAGGAGGAAAAGCAAAAGGCACAGAAGAGCAGCUCCCUGACACUCUGGCAGAAGCAGAUAGAAUCCAUCUCUACUGAGAUUCUUAAGUGCACUUUAGGAAUUGAGCAUCUUCUCCGAGAAGUUGGCCAGAUCUAUGAAGCUCUGGAAGAAACUUGCUCCUUUAGAGAUAGCCUUUUUCUCUGCCUCCCUGAAAUUGCUGCAGACCUGAUGGUAGCUGGUGUUCCCAUUGAGCUGAUGGAUGGGGAUGCUUCAUAUGUGCCUCUAAAGUGGGUGGCAGCUGUUUUUGACAAAAUCUCAGAGAAAAUUAAAGAUAAAAGACUGUUUAUUCUCUCCGUCCUUGGCCUACAAAGCUCAGGGAAGUCCACCCUGCUGAAUGCCCUGUUUGGGCUGCAGUUCACAGUCAGUGCAGGCAGGUGUACCAAGGGGGCCUACAUGCAGCUCCUGAAGGUAGAUGAGGAAUUCACAAAAGAACUUGGCUUUGAUUUUGUGCUUGUUGUAGACACAGAAGGACUUCGGGCUCCAGAACUCAACAACAAAACCCACAAUUGGGACAAUGAGUUGGCAACAUUUGUCAUUGGUCUUGGAAACUUGACUCUGGUCAAUAUUUUCGGGGAGAAUCCAUCAGAGAUACAAGAUAUUCUACAAAUAGUUGCCCAGGCCUUUCUUAGAAUGAAACAAGUGAAAAUUUCCCCCAGUUGCCUAUUUGUUCAUCAAAAUGUGGGAGAAGUUACAGCCAAAGACCAAACUAUGGAAGGACGGAGGAGACUGGAACAGAGACUGGAUGAAAUGACAGCAUUAGCUGCUGAACAGGAAGAGUGCUCCAACAUAACCCGCUUCAGUGAUGUAAUCAAAUUUGAUGUCAAUAGUCAUGUCUACUACUUUGCCCACCUCUGGGAUGGCAAUCCCCCAAUGGCCCCUCCCAAUCCUCAAUAUAGUCACAAUGUCCAGGAACUGAAGAGUAGGAUUCUUUUAACUGCCCAGCAAGAAUCCAGGAAAAGGAUCAUGAGGAUAUCAGAUGUAAAAUUCCGAGUUCAAGAUUUGUGGAAAGCCCUUAUCAGUGAGAACUUCAUUUUCAGUUUCAGGAACACCCAAGAGAUCAUAGCCAUGAGUAAACUGGAAACCAUGUAUAACCACUGGACCUGGGAGCUGAGGAGUCAUGUGCUGGACUUACAGAAUCAGCUGAACAAUCAGAUUCAGAAUGGGAAAAUCCUGACACUCACACCUGACACACUGGUCGGUCUAGUUAAUAAGAAAUAUGAAACCAUCAAGCAAAAAUUUGACAAAUAUUUUGAAGAAGACCCAGGUAGGGAAACAUUGGUGCAGUGGAAAGCAAAUUUUGAACAGAAGCUACUAAUCCUUAAAGAUGCACUUAUUUCAGACACCAGAAGGAUAGGAAAUGAACUUAUCAGUUUUAAAAAAAGUCAAGAAAGACUAGAUAACCAAAAGUCACAAUAUGAGAAUGAAUUGUUAGAGAAGAGCCAAAAAUUGGCUUUAAGUGUGAAGGGUAAAGAAUUAAGUGAUAAAGAGUUAUAUGAGAAAUUUGAUCAACUUUGGACAAAUUGGAUCGACAAUGUUUCUUUGACUGUACCUCCUGUCAAAGAGCCUGACAUUGAUUUGGAUUCUGAAAACAUCCUACUGGAGUAUUUCAAGAAGGCAAAAAACAUUGGGGAAAGACUUAAAAAGCACUCUGGAGAAAUGUUUGUAAUCAAUUAUGCCAAACAUGUCCAAGUGAAAAAAAGGUAUAUGGUAUUUACAAAAGGCUUAGAAACAUGUCAUGAAGAAUCUAUUAAGAAGACUACUAAUAACAUUGAUUUAAUAUUUAAUGAAAGAAUUAAAAACAUUAAGAAGCAAAGACGUGAUUACAGCCAGAAUGAUUUUCAUGAAAUCUUGAGGAUAAUAGAAAAUGAACUGAAAUCUGUACCUCCUGAGGAAGACUAUACAUUUACCAGAGACUACAGCAUUGAUUUAUCCUUAUGCUUAUUCCAAAAAGCAUCUAAGCAUUUCAAGGAAAUAAACAUGGCAUUUAAAAGAGAAAAUGAUCCUGUAAACUAUUUAGAGAGAAAGAAAGAUGAUUUCUUCAUGAGUUUUAAGAUCUCUUGCCAAGGUGCCACCUCCAUCACAUCUUUUGUUGACUUCCUGUGGCUCAAGCUCACUCCUGCUAUCUAUGCCACUAUAUGGGAGCAAAUGGGUCUUAAAGUAGCUGGGAACAUGAGAGCCACAUGCCCUGCAUUCAAUGGAAACAGGGCUAACCUGGAGAAACAUAUUCUCAUUUCUCUAGCAGAAGAAGAAAACUUUGAUAAGUAUUGGCAAUACAUUCAUCAUCCAGAAUCCUUUUUCAGGGAUUACAAUAGUGACCACAUUAGAAGAUACUGUUUUGAAAACGAAGGUAAAAAAAUAAAGACUUUCUUAAAAAUAAGCUUAGGUGACAUCAAGAAUGCCAUCCUCACUGCCAUUCAUGAGUCCACAGCAGAAGCUAAAGAUAAAGGCAGCACUGUUUCUGCCUGGUUGGAUUUGUUCUGUGAUCACCUAGGGAGCAACCUGAUCUUUCCAAGAAGAGACCUGAUAAGCAUUGAGCACCAGGAGAUAAAGGAUAUGGAGUUUCUCAAAGAAGCCAUGAGUGCAGCUUUGGAUCCUGCAAUGAAGAAGGUAGAAGAGGACUGCUCAAGUAAGGACAUAAAUGAAAUGGUUCCUGAUAUUGAGAAAAUUCUCUCUGAACAUCUCUGUGGCUGCUGGAAACAGUGUCCUUUUUGUAAAGCAAUUUGUACUAAUACCAUUCCCCAACAUGAAGGAGACCACAGUGUGCCGUUCCACCGUCCUAAUGCUGUCAAUGGAUGGCAUUACAGAAAAACAGAGUACUUUUACACUGACAUCUGUAAUAGUUCAGUAGCAAGUAAUGGUUCAUUUUAUUUAGGUGAUUAUAAGAAAUUCCCAUACAAGAAAUAUCGAGAAGCAGGAGGUGAUUAUGCCACGUGGAGCAUCACCCCAGACUCAUCUACCCAGCUGUAUUGGAAAUGGUUUGUUUGUCAAUUCAGAUCAGAGCUUGAAAAGAAAUAUGAAAAAAAAUUUAUAAAGUUAGGUACUAUUCCAGAUCCAUGGACCAAAAUCACAAAGCAAGAAGUACUUGAUGACUUGAAAAAUAAUAAUUGACAAAACAAACACUAACACUGCCACACAAAGUUCACAUUUUCCAAAGAAUCUGAAAGUCAAUUUAAGUGGCACCUUCAAGAUUAUUGCUUAUAAAUGAAAUACAUAAAAAUAAAUUAGUUACUAUUUCAAGACCUGAAGAUUUUGUACUAAAGAAAUAUUUUUCUGUCUUGAUUUCUCCUGCUUUAAAUAUAAUGUACUAUACAUGAAAAUAUAUGAAAAAAUCAAUAUGCAUUCAAAAACCUAUUUAAUACUUUAUUAUUCUGAAUACUUGUUUAGAUAUAUAGUGACUCAUUAGAAAUUGUCUUAUUAGAAGAUAAAUCUAGCAUUUCAGCUGCUGUGGGAUGGUCUGUAUGUCAAAUUACUCUGAUUGGUCAAUAAAUAAAACACUGAUUGGCCAGUGGCU
Molecule: messenger RNA, 7763 nt
Organism: Peromyscus leucopus (white-footed mouse)
Lineage: Eukaryota; Metazoa; Chordata; Mammalia; Rodentia; Cricetidae
Product: interferon-induced very large GTPase 1-like
Exons: 2
Coding region: 77-7360 (2427 amino acids)
Molecular function (GO): GTP binding
Source: RefSeq, a predicted model, not a curated record